AUGGCUGUUGAACUCACUCAACAUCUCCGGAUCCCCACCCCUCACCGUCCGGAAGAUCACGAAUUCCGCACUGCAGUGCUGCCGCGAACUCGUCGCGUCCGGCACCUGCGGGGUCUCGGCCCCGACGGGCACGUCGACGUCACCGGGGCGUGCCGGAAUUGGCUGCACUUUUCGAACGAAAAGAAGGCAGGAACACCGAAUGGCGUCGACACGCAAGCAGGAGAUUUCGAGGAAACCAGACGGCGACUGGUGAAGGCCGCAGCCGAACUGGCUGCCGAAGGCGGGUCGGCCGCUAUGUCCGUACAAGCCGUGGCGGAAAGAUCCGGCAUCAGCCGAGGGUCUGUGGCCUGGCACUUCGGAUCGAAAGACGGGCUUCUACGAUCCGUCGUCGAAGACGCAUUCCGGUGGGGCAUGGAGAAGUUGCGCGCAGAGUUGGCAUCAUCCUCGGCGACCGGAAUCGAAGCAUUGAUCGAAGGCCAACUUCGUGUUGAUGUCGUACCCCCGAGGCACGAAUUUUUUCUCGACCAUCCCGCGGACUACCUGCGUCUCGAUCGACACACACCUGGUCGCCAAUCCGGAGCGCUGGUUGCCGUCACCCUUCUGGCCGGCACGCCCCGGAUCAACCUCCAACAUCGCCUCGAUCCCGACAACAGUCGAUCGACGUUCGGCGGUAACCGAACUCGAAUCGAUCUAUGCCCGCGCGAUGGCAUCUACCGCAAACGUCAGGGCACGAGAAUCCGGCAGCACACGAGAAUCCAUAGGCGAACCGGAAGUUCAACUUCCCGAAACAACUUCGCCCGCAGCCUGGGGUGGGACCGCAUCGAGCCUGGUGCGAAUGAAUCUGGCGACGUCGCGCAACGGCAGCUCCGGCUUCCUCCGGCAAGCCAGGCCACACGGCGGGAAACGCGUGAACCUGGCACGUUCCAGAUCUGCAGGGCGAGCAUGGCACCCUGCGGCGGCGAGCCCACCUCGGAUUCGGCGGCAAUCAGCAACGACGGCGGGCAAAGCGGCAAGAUCGCCGUCGACGGGCGAGUUCGUCUCGUCCAGCCAAGCUUUCCGAUCGCCACAUCAAUGCCGACACCGGGGCGAUCACGUCGCGUCGAGCGCGUUGGCAUUGACCGAUUUGGCGGUGCAAUCGAGAUCGAGGAGCGAAGCGAGAGGCCGACAAGACCGGCCGGAAACCCCGAGCCCCGCGGGAAACUGGGCUGCAAGCGCCGUCGCGAAGACCAGGAAACCUCCGGCCAGAAUCACCAACGAAGACAACCUUUUUCCGGCAGCAGGCUCCCUGUUCGAGAGGCCACCGGUACGCAUCCAGGCAGUCGUCGACGGACCCUGCUGAUGCCUUCGUGCUCGGCAACCGCCGAUAUGCGAUGUGCAGGACCGGAAGGCCGGUUCUUUUGGCGAUGCCGGCAACGACCGGCCGAUGCGUGC
This is a messenger RNA of Mesorhabditis spiculigera, 1431 nucleotides long. Lineage: Eukaryota; Metazoa; Nematoda; Chromadorea; Rhabditida; Rhabditidae. The record is from the annotation of a GenBank genome assembly.